Molecule: messenger RNA, 1939 nt
Organism: Thamnophis elegans (Western terrestrial garter snake)
Lineage: Eukaryota; Metazoa; Chordata; Lepidosauria; Squamata; Natricidae
Product: interferon-inducible GTPase 5-like
Exons: 2
Coding region: 550-1752 (400 amino acids)
Cellular component (GO): membrane
Molecular function (GO): GTP binding; GTPase activity
Source: RefSeq, a predicted model, not a curated record
UUGAAGGACAUCCCAUCUUAGAAUUGGGUCCAAGUUGACAUGGGAUUCCAUGGCCUCCAUGCAACCCAUGGAUUUGGCCCAGGUAAUUUGAGCUCUGAUUCAGAGCUGGUGAUGGUUGGCCUAGAUACACAAGACAUGGCUAUCUGUCAUUUGUUGCGUUGCAUCAUUUUUUUGUUUCAGGUUGUCGUAGGCACUCUAGACCGCUAGGGGCCUGAGGAAUUGUGAGGGUUUUCUGAAGAUCCUUGGAGGGGAAACAAGUGGCACCCAAACACGGUCUGUUCAAACUUGAUGGCAUCUUGGCGAAACAAAUAUUUCAGUUUUCCAAUGGACAAAUAAGUGUACUUUUCUGUACUUGUACAAUCUCUCUUUUUUUUUUUAAGAAAAAAAAACCUUUUAUUGUCUCUGGGUGUUGUUGCCCUUUUAAUUUCUGCAGAAACAACGUGAAUUGAAAGAGGAGAAAGAAGGAGGCACAACUUUGGAAAGAGGGAAGAUAAAAAAAGAAAGCAAAGAAAAAGAGCAGGAGGGACCAAAAGAAAAAAGAAAAAGACCAUGGCUGAAAGUGACUCCGAAAUAUUUCUACCUGGGAGCAGUUCUGGACAUGAUUAUGGUACAUUUGGAUCCUCACGUAGGAAACAAUUUGAGGCAGCUAUUUCUGAAGGGAAGCUUACUGAGGCCCUCUCUCUCAUUGUGGAUGAACCGAGCAAGUCGUUUGAAGAUUUUCCUCUCAACGUUGCUGUGGUAGGAGAACCAAACUCUGGGAAGUCCUCCCUCAUUAACACCCUGCAGAACCCACAUCUGGAUGAGCCCGAUGCAGCUGCAACUUAUGUUGCUACAAAAGUAAAUGUCCCAAAUCUAGAAUUUGCCCCGGUCAAGUUUUCAGAGAUCACCUGGAACAAAGAAUUACUUCAGGGGGAAGAUGCUGAUGGCCGGAAGGUAGACUUAAAGGACUUCCAUUACUUCAUCAUAGUAGACCCUCAGAUUUGCCAGGCCACUUCUUUGCCGCUUGCGCUUAAGAUCCAAAAAAUGGACAAAGAGUUUUGUCUGGUUCAAACCAAGGCAGACCUGCAAUUGGAGGAAGCUAAGAAGCGACAACCAUCUCAGGACGGUGAAGAGAGCCUCUUGCUCACCUUCAGGGAGUCCUUGAAAAAUAAACGGGUGAAAGAACCUCACGUCUUUGCCGUGUCCAACAGGGAUCCCCACCGCUUUGAUUUCCCCCAUCUGCGGGAAACUUUGAUGAGCGAGUUCUUGUGGAAGAAGAUCCUUGCUGUCAUUUCUCCUAUUUUGGAGGGGAAGGCAGACAAAAUGAAGAAAAUGAUCUGGGUGCUCACCAUUUUCUCCGGGUUUAUAGCUGGGAUCCCCGUCCCAGGAAUUGCAUUCUUGGGGGGCCUUGUGAUUCUCAUCAUGUUUGGUUCCUGGUGCUGCCAUAAAUUUGGCGUGGAUGAUGCGUCUCUCUCCAAACUUGCCAAGCGAAUCAAAGUAGUACUCCGACAUCUGAAAUCAAUAAUGACCUCCCAGUCCAAAAAGAAAAUGGUUUUACGGAGGCUACCAGAUUUCCUGGGAUCCUCAGUGAUGAUUGCAGAAUAUUUUUAUUGGAAUCGUUUCCCCAUCAUCGGCUGCAUUUUGUCAGUAGUAAUUUCGCUUAUUUCCUCUUUCUUCACACUGAAGAAACUUCCGUCAGAUGUUAAGAAAGACACCCAGAAUAUUGUAAUUGCAGCUGUCAAGCCGAAGAAGACAGACCCUGAAAACUCAUAAAUCAUUAUUGGCCCGGCAAUGUAAAAAAAAAAAAAUAUCACAGCUUUCAAAUCGUUGGAUGCAGUUCCAAAAAUUACUGCAAAUUGAAGGAUUGUUGUUUUUAGGAAUGACACAUUUUUUUAAUGUGACCGAUGGGGGGAGGGGAAAUUAUUAAAUCCAUGACCAGACGGGAUCCCCCAUUAGAUUU